This is a messenger RNA of Patella vulgata (common limpet), 4394 nucleotides long. RefSeq lists its product as uncharacterized. Gene Ontology annotation, molecular function: protein binding. The transcript is spliced from 24 exons. Gene Ontology annotation, cellular component: SCF ubiquitin ligase complex. Gene Ontology annotation, biological process: SCF-dependent proteasomal ubiquitin-dependent protein catabolic process. The record is from RefSeq and is a predicted model, not a curated record. Lineage: Eukaryota; Metazoa; Mollusca; Gastropoda; Patellidae. The coding region runs from base 198 to 2834 and encodes 878 amino acids.
UGACAUUGGAAUAAUUGAAAUCAUAGUGAUGAUGCUGUUACUCUUAUAAAUAACACAUUCUUAUUAAUUGAUAGAAAAACAUUGAAUUUGUAUUCUGUUGUGGCUCCGAGGAGGUAAACAUUGAAAUAAUUUUAAAAAACCCAACAACUUUUAUCAGUUGGUUUUGUCUGGUAGCUGCUCGAAAGAACACCAUUAAAAUGGCGUCGCAGACAGUAGACAACGUAAUAGCAACUGUGAUGACAAUGGGAUUUGAUUUAGGUGAUUGUCAAGAAGCAGUCCAAUAUGGUAAAAUAACAGUUGAAGAAAUUGUAGAAUGGAUAUUGGCAGGAAAACCAGGACUAGCAGCCUUGCCAUCUCAACCGCCCAGACUUCAUUUAGGCAGACAGACUAAUACCGAUUCAAAUCAGCUGAGUCUUUCGUCCAAUCCUUUUGUUGCACCAAUUCCGCUUCAAGACACAAUCAGUAGUAGUCCUGCUAAAACAUCUCGUGAUUUAACAUCAGAUAAUCUAGUUGUCAGUCGACAUCAUUUGACUGAUGAUAAACGUAGAGAUAAAGAAUUGUUUGAAGAGAAGCGGAGAGAAGAAGCUAAAAAGAAAGCUAGAGAUGAGAAAAUUGCACAAAGAAAGGAAAAGGAGAGAAUAUUACAACAAAUAGCUGAAGAUAGAGAUACCAAGUUAAAGAAAGAGAACAAACAUGUAGAAAAAUCCCCCUCUUCUUCUUCCCAAUCCCCCUCCACCUCAUCUAAUAGUUCUUCUACCUGUACUUCAACACCUGUAAAUACUCAAUCUCUAUCAGCACAACACAAAUGUACAUUACAGAUAAGAUUACCAGACGGUCGAUGUUUAAGGAAGAUGUUUGAAUAUACCUCAACGUUGAAUGAUGUCUGGGAUUAUGUAUAUACCGAAUUUAAAGCACUCAAUAAUAUGACUUUUAUGCAGCCAUUUCCACGUCAAGAGUUCAGUAAAGAAGACAUGAAGAGAACAGUAGAAGAUCUGGGAUUAACACCAACUGGUAGUUUAGUACUAAAGCCAGCGACUGUAGCAGAACAAUCAGUGUCUGAUUCCAUGGAAGACAACAGCACCGACGAAAUAUCUGAAAAUGAACCAAUGGAAGAAGAGGAAUCUAUUAGAUCAAGAUUACGCCCAAGACAUCAAUGGGGUCAAGGUCAUCGUUUGGAAGGUGAAGGAGAAAUUGUAGACGCCAUGGAGAUACCUGAUGAUGACCGUGAAGAAGAUAUUGUUCAAUUUGCACAAAAUAAUCUUCCUCAAGGACAGUUUCCAGGAAUGCCUUUUCUCAAUAUGGAUGAAUUGAAUCAACCGUUUGGUGGUCACGGUCAAAGAUUAUUACCACAGGGUCAUCCAGAUGCUGAUGUAGUCCAGAACAGACCAGCUGCUCAAGUAGCAGCGGAGGCAGCCUUACAAAGAUCUCAGCAUCCAAUGCCAGUAGCAGAAAAUAUACAAGAUGUACAUGAACUAUUAAAGCCAGUCAGAUCUUUAUUAAACCUCGUCUUUCAUCAUCUUGCUGAACGUAUCAAUGAUCCGAAAUCUCCCCUGUUGUCCCUGUCCGGUAUUUCUGAAGAUUUGGCGCUGAAAUUAGUUUCUUAUUUGCAAGAUAAAGAAAUGUUGAAACCGAAAACAUUAAGAGCUUUUAUUCCUUGUUAUUUAAGAAAGCUUGUUUUAGAUUGUUAUCCCCUAACAACCAAUGAAUUACUACAGGCAGUUAGGUUACACAGUAAUUUGAGUGUGUUGAGUUUAAAUUCAUGUCCACUUAUAACAGAUACUGGUUUACAAUCAAUAUCAGGUAUGAAGAGGUUAAAAGUUUUAAACCUAGGUUCCUGUAAACAACUCACCAAUAAGUGCCUUCUUGUUAUGAAAGCUUUACCAAGCCUUCAAUCAUUAAAUUUGACGAAAACCAGUGUAAAUGAUAAUGGUAUUACUACGCAUGUUAUACCUCAUUGUGUACGCCUACAACAUUUAAACUUAAACAGUACUAGUGUUACACAUGCAUUUAUCCCUCCACUUAAAGCUUUAGUAGAAUUAAAAUCUCUUCAGUUAGAAGACACUAAGGUAUGUAGUUUAUCUGGUAUACAGUACAUAACAACAUUACAGCAGUUAAAUCUAUCUAAUACAGAUAUUUUUAACGACGCGUUGUUAUGUUUGGCACAACUGCCCAGUUUAACAUCACUAAAUAUAUCUGGUACAGAAAGAGUUAAUGGUGAUUUAGGUCUUCAGUACCUAGCAGGUUUAAAAUUACAGAAUUUAAUGUUACCUAGUCGACAUUCUACAACAGAUCAAGGCAUGACAUUCAUAACUGGGUUUCCAUUGGUAGUUUUAGAUUUAACAAAUUAUAUCAAUAUUGGUGAUGAAGGUGUCCGCCAUAUCGGAAAAAUUCAUAGUUUAAAGAAACUUUUACUGAGCAAUACAAAAACUGGUGAUGCAGGUUUAAUCAGUUUGAAAGGUUUAGUGAAUCUAGAAGUAUUAUAUUUAGAUAGAACCAGUGUCACAGAUGAAGGUACCCGCAUUAUUAAAGAAUUCAAGAAAUUAAAUGAAUUAAGUUUAGCAGCUACACAAAUUACUAGUGAUAUUCUAGCAGAAGGGAUAUUAAACCAAUGUUAUUUAACUAAAGUCAACCUGAGUAAAAAUAAAAUCACAGAGACAGGUGUAGUGUGCUUAAGAUCUAAAAGUUUACAAUUGUUGAAUUUAAGUGAUAUUCAUAUCAAAGAAAGGGAGAUAACUAACAUGAGAAAAAUUUUACAAGAGAAUUGUCCAGCAUUGAUCAGUUUAACAAUCAGUUCUAUCAAUAGAGUAGUAGAAGAGGAACCAAUGGUUAUAUAGAUUUGUCUGUCAAGUGUUUUACCUACUGAUCAAGACUAUCAAACCUGGAUUUCAAUGUGAUUUGCUGUCUUUUUAAUUGUCACAAAUUCAUUUAAUAUAUUUCAUUCUGAUAUGCAGAAGUGGUACUGUCAAAAUAAAUAUCUUUUUUGGAAAAAUAGGUAUUUUUGAAUGCAUUUUAUGGCCAUUUUGAAUAUUUAUUAUCCAAUAUAUAUAAAUCAUUGAAUAAACUGUGUACUUGUAUAAGAAAGUGGAUUCUAAUGAUAGUAGUAGACCAAUUCAAAACUUUACUAUAUCAUUGCGGCAUGAUUAAAAGUUAAAAAUGUGAUGAAGUAUUUUGAUGGUGUACUUGUCUUUAAAUGGCAUUUAAAGAUUGUUUGUUAUUGGUUUGGAUUAUUAGAUCCCAAGAAUCACACAAAACUGAACAUAAUUUUGAUUAAGAAUUUGUACAACAUACUAUUUAAGCUGUACGAAGUACAAUUUGUUUGUUAUGUCUAAAGAAAAAUACAACCAAAAUUUUAACUGUGUAUACAAAAGUAGAAAUAAAAAAUGAAAAAUAGGUAUAUAAAGUACAAUUUAGAUUGUGAACUAGUUUAAAAAUACCAUUAAAAUAGGUGCUUUUGUAUGCUUUAGUUAAGAUAUUUGUAAUACAGAAGUACAAUUUGUGAAUCACAUCAUAUGUGUAGCCUAUGUAUAGAAAAGUGGAAUAUUUUAGAAGUUGUAAGCUAUGAAAAGAAAAGCACAAUUAAAAUUCUGAACUACACAUAUAUAUAUACAACUACAAAUGUAAUAUAGCAGAUAAGUUCACAUCCUCUAGGCAUUUAUAAGGACGGGUAUUAUAAAUAUUUUACUGAGUCAGAAUUCCUCUGGUGUUGGGUCUGAUACCAGUGGUAAUAUUCAUGGACAGGAGAAAGGGGAGGUCUACCAUUUACCUCAGUACCUCACACGCUAAACAAUAAACUGUGAUAUGUAAUCCAAUAUACUUAAACUCAAAAGUCAAUAUUUGAUUGUAAACCUCAUGUGCCAGACACAACAGGCAAUGUGAGGUAGCCAGGUAAGUGACCCAAUAUCUUGUCUGUCCAGUCUUCUAUUAACAGUACAUGUACUUAAAACUUUUUCAGGACUUGAUCCACACUUGUAUGUACAUGUACUCCGGAUGAUUAUUUAACAUUUAAUAAAGAAAACAAAAUCAAAAUACAAACGCUAGAUAAUGUCCCAGCAUGGAUUCAAUCAUAUUUAAAAACAACUUAUCAAUACAUUUUCACGGGCAACAGGCUUAUUGCAUAGCAAGCAGCAUAGAUCAAUGUAAUUUAUAUUCCAUAUAUCUUUGUAAAUACUAUGGAAUGAACCAUUUUUGGACUGAUAUUCCUAUUAGAGAUUCAUCUUUCACAAUAUUGUAGUUUGCAAGGGAUUCUGUAGCUCUAAAAUAGUGCAUUAUGACUUUAAUUUAUUUUUCAUUAUCCUUAAUCAUAAUAUAAUGAAGUCUCAGUUUAAAUUCUAUGUUAAGAACGAAUAUGCAAUGGUUGUAAAUAUAUUAAUAUUUAAUUAAAUUGUACAAAUCUU